AUGACUGUCGCCGAGUCAGUCAAGAGUGCUGUGGGCCUCGCGGACACCUCCGCAACCCGCCAGGAAAUGUCGGAGGCUCGCCUCCCUAUGCAGUACCGUGACUCGUGUGCACACCUUCUCAUCCCGCUGAACCGCUGCCGGCAAGCCGAAUACUACCUUCCCUGGAAGUGCGAGGACGAGCGACACUCUUACGAAAAGUGUCAGUACGAAGAAUUCAAGAAGCGGGUGGCAAAGAUGGACGAGCUCCGGGCCUCCAAGGACGGCGCCCGCAGCAACUGA
Penicillium argentinense is the source of this 279-nucleotide messenger RNA. Its product is annotated as NADH dehydrogenase [ubiquinone] 1 beta subcomplex subunit 7. Gene Ontology annotation, cellular component: mitochondrion. The coding region runs from base 1 to 279 and encodes 92 amino acids. NCBI's taxonomy places the organism in Eukaryota, Fungi, Ascomycota, Eurotiomycetes, Eurotiales, Aspergillaceae. The record is from RefSeq and is a predicted model, not a curated record. The transcript is spliced from 3 exons.